AUGGAGGCUCUAAGCUUGGUGCUUGGCCUCCUUAUGGUUGGUCUUCCUCCUGCAGCAGAUCCGGCAGAAGGUCGUGCGCAAGAAGGUUCUCAGGAAGCAGCAGCAGCAGCGGAACCAUCAGCAGCAGCAGCAGCAGCAGAACCAUCAGCAGCAGCAGCAGCAGCAGAAGCGCAAGCCUCGUCGACAGCCGCAGCUGCAGAGGCUCCUUUGCAGAGGCGUCUGUCUCCUGACCUCUCUUGGUGGGCCCUGCCCCCUAGGUAUGACAGCCCCAAGCAGCAGCAGCAGCAGCAGCAGCAGCAACAGCAGCAGCAGCAACAGCAGCAGCAGCAACAGCAGCAGCAGCAGCAACAGCAACAACAACAGCAAGAACAACAGCGAGAAACGUACCAGCAGUACCGCCAUACGCAGGAAGAGGAGCAGCAGCGGCAGCAGCAGCGGCAACAGCAACAGCAGCAGCAGCAGCAGCAGCCAGCGGGCCCUCAGCCUCGACUUUUAGCAGCAAACCAUCAGCUGCAAGAAGCAGCAGCAGAAGCUGCACAGAAAACAGCGCUUUCUCUUGCUGGACAGAAGCAGGAGUGGCAGGGGCAGCAGCAGCAGCAGCAGGGGCAGCAAGAGCAGCAGCAGCAGCAGGAGGCUGCUCUGCAGCAGCAGAAAGUCCUGCAGCUGUACAGACAGCCCUUGCCUAGCAACGAUGAGCAGCUGACAAACCUGAUGGUCCCUGAGGGGGCUCUUGCUGCUGCUGCUGCUGCUGCUGACGAAGAAGUUGCAGAAGCAGCUGCUGCCUACACCCGAGCAGCAGCACAAGCAGCAGCAGCAGCUGCUGCUGCUGCUGUUGCCUCAGUCUGCGACGAGCAGCGCAAGCACGCUGCUGCGCAGCUGCAUGCAGCAGCAGCAACAACGGAGGGGCUUGAAAGGGCAAUUGAGUGCUCCCUUGUGCUGCUGCUGCUGUUGCUGCUGCCAUGCUGUCUCCCGCUGCUGCUGCUGCUGCUGCUGUUCGCUGCGCAAGGGCAAACAGCAGCUGCAGCAGCAGCUGCCAACUGGCCCAGCUGGAUCUUGUCUGCUGCAUCUGGCUUCCUGAUGCACCCUGCUGCUGCUGCGCUGCUGCCCGCUGCAGCAGCAGCAGCAAUCGGGUGUCUGUACACCUCAGUCAAAUCCCUGCGCUCCUCAACUGCUGCUUCUCGUGCUGUUGCUGCUGCGCUGCACCAAAGCCAGAGGCCCUUGACUGCUGCUUCCGUGGCAGCAAUUGCUGCAGCAGCAGCAGAAGCAGCAGCAACAGCAGCCGCUGCUCCCCCCAAUGCUGCUGCCCUUGCGCUUGGCUCCACCGUCCCCAGCUGCAGCAGCAGCAGCAGCAACAGCAGCAGCAACGUCCUUCCUACGGGGGAGUACGAGGAAGCUUGGACCCCCCAGACUCAGGCCAGCAUAGAGAACAGCAAAUUCAGCACCCUGCAGCAGCAGCAGCAGCAGCAGCGGGCGGACGAAACCCUUGCUGCAGCUGAGCUGCAGCAAACAGCAGCAGCAGCUGCUGCUGCUGCUGUUGGUGUGCACGCGUCCCUCACUGCGCCUCACGGCGCUGCUGCCAGCGGCCGCCUCAGCAGCAGCAGCAGCAGCAACGUGCUCAUCGAGGAAGCAGCGAAGAGGGCUACCUGCAUGUGCAGCGCCAGCAGCAGCAGGAGCUGCAGCAUCAGCAGCAUGCGUCGCGGACGCGGCCGCAGCAGCAGCAGCAGCAGCAGCAGCAGCAGCAAGUCGGGCGCAAAGCUCGCUGCGGACGCGGCAGUGCUGAUGGUCCCAGGCAGCGGCGACGGCACCUGGCUGCUGCAACACAGCCGCAGCGGCCGCAGCAGCAGCAGCAGCAGCAGCAGCAGCAAGUGCACGUGUGGGGCCGCCAGCUUCCAGCCCCGGGCCACCAGUGCUGCAGCAACACCACCCCCCCCCUCCAGCUGGCCGCAGCGGCCGCUGCUGCUGCGGGCCAUAGCCGAGCCGUGGCUGCUGGAGGCGCUGCAGCAGCAGCGCCGCAGGACCAAGGAAGCAGCAGACCACCGCUCGAAGCAUUUUAGCCAUCUUCGUUUUCGCUUUCCUCCUCCUCCUCUCUAUUUGCUCGCUGCGGACCAGCCGGUCUCAAAGGCUGUGCACUGCUUCGAGACGCCAUACUUCAAGGGAGCGGCAAUUGUUUGCUCCCAAGGCAUCGGCGGCAUGAAAGACUGCGGCCCGGGGGCUCCCAAGGCGACGAUGAGGGUUUUGCUGCAGGGGCGGUUCCUCCACCCGUGGCGCCUAGGAGAGGUUUUGUCGG
This is a messenger RNA of Eimeria tenella, 2287 nucleotides long. RefSeq lists its product as uncharacterized. The record is from RefSeq and is a predicted model, not a curated record. The transcript has 5 exons. NCBI's taxonomy places the organism in Eukaryota, Apicomplexa, Conoidasida, Eucoccidiorida, Eimeriidae. The annotation marks the transcript as partial.